GUUUACAGAGAUGCGGAAAAAAAGAAAAAAGAAAAAAUGUAUCAGGAACAUCUCUACAUGAUAUCCAAAAUAUUUUUCAGCUGGGUGUAGAACCACCACCUGUUAGUAUUACUGCUAUUUUUGGAAGAGAGCCUCUAGAAAUGUCGACUUAGACUUGCUUCUCUCUCCUCUCCUCGGCCCCAUCAGCCCCAGUAUCAUCAUGAGGGCAGCCAUGUUAGGAGACAGCAUCCUCACCCUGGCCAUGAAUGUAGCCAGGGCCAGAGAACAGACUCAAGCAGUACAGUACAAGUAUCCUGACUUCCCAGCAAUGAUUGAGUGGAUCAGAUACAACACCUGAUCUAAGUUUUAAAAUAUUCUGAUAACUAUGCCUGAAAACAAGACAGUUUCCUCUUCUUCCACUAGAGAUGAUCAAACCAAUACAGGUUUAACAUGUCAGGAAGUAAAGGCUCUCAGAGAAAAGGCAUGGUCAAAGACAAAUGAAGACAAUGCCACGUCUCAGAGUUUGGUUCUAUAUGGAGCCUCUAAGGAGAACAGUGAAAGUUUUCAUGAAAGUAAAAUGACAAAUACUGAAGGGGUGAAUAAAGGCAUUUACUUUAGCUACCCAUGCCGACGUCACAGCUGUGCUGUAGUAAACAUCCCAGCACCUUGUGUCAACAAAAUGAUUUCACACAUCCAAGAUGUGGAGUCCAAAAUACAGGAGCAUUUGAAAAGGUUUGAAACUUCUUUUGAAGAAUGGAGCAGAAUUUCCACAAAAGAGCUGAAAGAAGAUUGGAGUGUAGCUACACCAGUGAAAGAGGUCAAACCAGAAGAAAAGAGAGAUGAAAAGUGUCCAGAGUUAAAGCGGGAAAUGGAAACAUUGCUCUCAGAGGCCGUUCAUCUCAUUAAAAGUCUAGAAACUGACCGGGCAGAAGCUGAAGCAGCUUUAAAACGACAAAGAUCAAGAAAGAACAUGAUUAACUUGAAAAUUGACUCUUGGUCAGUCUGGAAACUUCAAGAACUCCCAUUGGCUGUGCAGAAAGAACACGAGGCCUGUUUGAGAGAUGUUAUAGAGUUACAAUGGCAUCUUGAAGAUAAAGUUAAUCAACUAGAACAUUUUGCAAAACAAAAGAUGGAGUUAGAAGAAGCAAAUGCAAAGAUUCAAGCAGACAUAGACUACAUGAAUGAACAUGGCCCUCUACUGGACUCUAAGCGGAAUCAGGAACUUCAAGAUCUGAAGAACCAUUAUAAAAAAAAAAAGGAGGUAAUGGACCUACACAGAAAAGUUUGUGAAGAACUUGAAGAAGCUUUAGAAGCCUGUGAAAAUGCCAGACUGAAGGCUCAGCAAAUUAAAGAAGAGAUGGAUAAAGAUAUUCACCAGGAUGAAAAAAGCAUAGAGGCCUACAAGAGAGAGAUGUAUCAACUUACCAGUCUAUAUGAUCAUUACUCUUCAUCAGUGAUAAAUGUUAAUACUAAUAUUGAGGAGAAGGAAGAGGAAGUGACUGAAGCAAUAAGGGAAACAAAGUCAUCAAAAAAUGAAUUACAUUCUCUUUCAAAAACGCUGGAAGAUUUGAGAAGAGUUUAUGACCAACUAAUCUGGAAGCAAAAAAGUCAGGAAAAUCAGUAUCAGGAAGCAGUUAAUGAUUUUUAUGCUGCAAAAAAAACAUGGGAUAUUGAGCUUUCUGAUGUUGCAAAAGAUUAUUCAGCUAUUUCUUUGGCAUGUACAAAACUGAUGGAAGACAAUAAAAAACUUGGGAUUGAUAUUAACAAAAUAACAGAACAAAUCAAUGAAAGUAUAAGGAAAAAAUCACAAUAUGAAUCUGAAAUAAAAUCUUUGACCAUGAUGAAGUUAAAGAAUGAGAAACAUCUCAAGAGCCUCUAUAGGGAGGCUUAUCGCAUUGGUACUGUUUUCCACCUAACCAAACACAAGACAGAUGAAAUGGAAGAUAAAAUAGCAGAAGUGAGAAGAAAGUUCAAGGGUAGAGAAGAAUUCCUGAAAAAACUCACUCGAGGUGAAGUGGCUGCUGGAAUGGUGCUUCAGAAAAAACUGUAUUCCAUUUACGAAGUCCAGGCACUUGAGCGGAAAGAGCUUUUGAAAAAUAGGGCAAUAUGUGCCAUAUCACUGGCAGAACUACAGGAACCUGUGCUUCAACUGGAAGAUGAAGCUGAAAGAAUCAGAACUCUCUACGAAGAACAUUCUGCUGUACUUAAUAAUAUACUUGAUCAGAAAGAUUUAAUUAGAAGAAAGGUGGAAAAAGUAAAGAAAAAAUUACGAAAAAAGGGGAAGAAAACACUUGAUGCACUAAUAGCAACUGAGAGUAAACGCUCAGCAAUUUUUAAAGACUUAGAAGCAACUAAAAGUAAGACAAUGAUUUUUUAUGCAAAAAUAAAUGAAUUGAAUGAGGAAUUAAAAGCAAAAGAAGAAGAAAAGAAAAGUUUUGAUCAGAUACUUGAAGUGUUAAAGAACAAAUUUGUAACUAUGAGAUUUAAAAGGGAACAUGCACAAGCUGUGUUCGAUCAUUAUAUGCAAGAGAAAAAAGACUGUGAAGAGAGAAUCUUUGAGGAAGAUCAGAGAUUUAGAGUGCUCCUUGCUGUGAGACAAAAAACUCUUCGAGAUACCCAAAAAAUAGUAGCUGAUUCACUUGAAGAAAAUCUGCGUUUAGCUCGAGAGUAUCAACAGCUACAGACUACAUUCUUAAAGGAAAAGGACAAUUAUUUCACUAUAUAUGAUAAACAGCUAUCACUUGAUACUUCAAUUAGAGACAAGAAACAGCUCUGUCAGCUGCAGAGAAGGAUGCACAGGCUGUGGCAGGAGCACUUCAAACUGGUGGUCCUCUUCAGCCAGAUGAGGCUGGCCAACUUCCAGACAGACUCUCAGGAGAGUAUUCAGAAAAUAUUAGCUGUGCAGGCUUUGCAGAUGUCAUCCAGCUGUUUAAAAGAUGUUGACACAAGAUACUGUGUGCUGCUUUUGUGCAAAAUCCACUUCAGUGAAAAUAACCCUCUUAUGUUUACUUAGUUUAACCGUUGUCUUUUCUUUUCUGUUUUGCAAGAGGUUCAUCCUAAGCAGAUUUGGAGAUGACUUUAUUUGAAAGAUAAGUAACUUGAGACUAGAAAGUAGCUGUGGUUCUAGAUGCAUGUGAGAUUUUACUCCUUGUUUCAAUAAAAAGAUUUAGCAGAUACAUUGUUUCAUUUUAAGAAUGAUAUAUUUUAGAAACCCACAUUAACUAUGUGAAGACAAUUCUUAAAUAUUAGUCAAACUUUUAAAAAAUUAAUGUUUUACCAUAUUAAAUGUUACUGCAUGCAUAAAACAUGACCUCCCAAAGAAAAACACAUACUACCUUAUUCUAUUAAGUAACAAAAACUAGAAUGCCUGUUCUAUGUAAAACAAAAACAUAAAAUCACACUUUUCAGUAAUAUGAAAUGAAUGCUGAACCCUAAACCAAAUCUUUUUCUAAACAUUUUAUUAUACAUGCAUUUCAUAUUGCUUUUAACUCGAGUAAAGAAGAUUUUGCAAAGCUCUUGAAAGGCUAUGAAGCUGUUUCAAAUUUCAUUUCUGCUGUUGUCCUUUUUUUUGGUAUAUUCUGAGGAUUGUGUGUGUGUGCACUUUAUAUAUGGGAUGUAUUGAUAAUGGGUUAUAACAAAACAUUUAAAAUAAUUGAAGAAAAAGGAAGAUUUUGAAAGGCAGUGCUUACCACAUGUAGAUUUAAUCAAAAUUUAUGUACAAGCCUGAGUACAAACUACAAUUGCAUUAUUUUAGAAGUCAGGAGCGUCUUGUUUUCCGUAAGUCUGUUAAAAUGUAACACAUUAUAUGGUGGCUAGAACCUGUGAAUCUCUUUUAAAUAUUUAAAGGUAAUCUGCAUGUUCUAAUUAGUAUCUUAGAAAAAUCUAUAUUUUUGUCCAAAUGGUCUUAAAAAUCUACAAAUGAUAAAUUCUCACUGAAUUAUUAUGUAUUUUCAAAUAUUUAAAAUGUCAUUAG
Molecule: messenger RNA, 3952 nt
Organism: Macaca mulatta (Rhesus monkey)
Lineage: Eukaryota; Metazoa; Chordata; Mammalia; Primates; Cercopithecidae
Source: RefSeq, a predicted model, not a curated record